Molecule: messenger RNA, 1399 nt
Organism: Contarinia nasturtii (swede midge)
Lineage: Eukaryota; Metazoa; Arthropoda; Insecta; Diptera; Cecidomyiidae
Gene: Cdc10
Product: cyclin-dependent kinase 10
Exons: 6
Coding region: 149-1357 (402 amino acids)
Biological process (GO): protein phosphorylation; regulation of mitotic cell cycle
Cellular component (GO): nucleus
Molecular function (GO): cyclin-dependent protein serine/threonine kinase activity; ATP binding
Source: RefSeq, a predicted model, not a curated record
UAUUGACGAGCAUUUUAGCUUUUGAUGUGCUGUCACAUAAAAACACCGAAUAGCAAUCAUUUGAAAGUGAGAAUUCGGUUUUGAUUUCAUCAAUCAAUUAACGUAAUUUAAAUAAAGCACAUAACAAACAUAAUUGCAUAUAUAUAGGAUGGUUUUAGUAAACAUAAACAUUGUCGAUGAAGAGCAGAAAAAAGCAGUUCAGUCGUAUGAUCCACAAGCACCCGUAACGAGAAAGGGCGUGCUGCGAUCACUUCGGACAGGACGACCCAUUGAAAUACGCGAAGAAGAUAUGCUCGGACGAUGUCGAUUGGUCACUGAAUUUGAGAAGCUGAACCGCAUCGGCGAAGGAACUUAUGGUGUUGUUUAUCGUGCGCGUGACAGUCGAAAUGGUGAAAUUGUUGCAUUGAAGCGUGUUCGCAUGCAACAAGAAAAAGACGGUCUUCCAAUCAGUGGUCUGCGCGAAAUACAAAUUCUUAAAUCAUGUAAUCAUCGAAAUAUUGUUAAAUUGAAUGAAGUUGUUGUCGGGAAAAGUCUCGAUAGCAUUUUCAUAUCAAUGGAAUAUUGUGAACAAGACUUAGCAUCGCUGCUCGAUAAUAUGACCCAACCAUUUUCAGAGGCACAAUCAAAAUGUAUUAUUUUACAAGUAUUAAAUGGAUUAAAAUAUUUGCAUAGUCAUUUCAUCAUACAUCGUGAUUUAAAAGUGUCAAAUCUACUGUUGACCGAUAAAGGAUGCAUUAAGAUUGCCGAUUUCGGUUUGGCACGAUUGUUCAGCAAUUCCGAAAUGAAAAUGACACCAAACGUGGUGACACUUUGGUAUCGUGCACCCGAAUUACUUUUUGGUGCAACGACACACACAACAGCAAUUGAUAUGUGGGCGGCCGGAUGCAUUUUGGGUGAACUAUUAUUGCACAAACCAUUGCUACCGGGAAAAACGGAAAUUCAACAAAUUGAAAUGAUUAUCGAACUAUUGGGCACACCAUCGACUUCGAUAUGGUCAGAGCUUGCGUCGAUGCCAGCAUUAAAGAGUUUUACACUGAAACAACAACCGUAUAAUAAUAUAAAACAGAAAUUUCAAUGGUUAUCAAGUGCCGGAUUAAGACUUCUUAACUUUUUAUUCAUGUACGAUCCAAAGAAACGAGCAAGCGCCGAAGAAUGUCUAGAAAGCACAUACUUCAAAGAAAUGCCAUUGCCUUGUGAUCCUGGUCUAAUGCCAACAUUCCCCCAUCAUCGAAAUAUGAAAACCCAUUCGGUGACUGCAAGUAGCUCUCACAUUCAAUUUCAAUCUACAAAUGAACCAACACUACCGGCAAUCAGCGAUCUCUUGGGUUCUUUGAUAAAAAAGAAACGCUAUGACUAGAAAAAAAAAACUAUAAAUAAAAGAAACAUCAAAGAAUGUAAA